CUUUUUAUAAAUGCUUAUCAUUUGAAGCACGCUGACGAUCUGAGUAUGUGCCAUAUCUAUGAAUUUCAUUUCAUCCAAACGGCAGUAAGCACAGAGCGUUCGCUGGAGAAACAUCUGUCUCUGUUCAACUUUGUUUUUUAAAGCAGUGUGUAUUUUUUCCUUUUCACAUAGAUUGCUAUUUCACCGUUAGUUGAACAAAAUCAUCUGUUAUUACGAUUACAGUCGUAAGCAUGGGUAAUUCCGAAGAAGUAACAGCUGGAGAGGUGAAUGAAGGAUACGUGCCGACGGAAGAAAAAGUUAAAGAAGAUGAGCCUCCACCGUAUUCAUCAGACGAGAAACAAAAUGAAACAUCUGUGCCGGUCGACGUCGAAACGAGAAAUUAUAACCCAAAUUUCCAGAAUGAGAACGAUGGAAUGCGAAACAUUGGUUCAAUGUCGGCAUUUGAAAUCAAUCAGGAAAAAAUGCGGAUUUGGAAGAAUGUCGCUGUAAUCAGCGUGUCCUUUAUGUGCCUCUUUACAGCAUUUAAUUCAGUGGGCAACCUUCAGAGUUCCAUCAACGCGGACGCAGGUUUGGGUACUACAGCCUCGGCCACCAUUUACGUCGCUUUGAUUGUGUCCUGUAUGUUUGUCCCUACUUGGUUAAUCAAGACGAUCAAGUGCAAGUGGACCAUGGUCUUCUGUCAACUGUGUUACUCAGUUUACAUCAUCGCCCAAUUUUGGCCAUCUUUCGCAACGCUCAUUCCUGCCGCCAUUAUCCUUGGAAUUGGAGCCGCACCUAUGUGGUCGGCGAAAUGCACUUACCUAACCCAGGUCGGAAAUCGGUAUGCGGCCUUAAUUGGAGACAAAUCAGCUGAGCCCAGUAUAACCCGGUUCUUCGGUUUCUUUUUUAUGGUCUUUCAGACGUCACAAAUUUGGGGAAAUCUUAUCAGCUCACUUGUGUUGUCAAUGGACAAAGCCAACGAGACGAUCGUAGAUGAUGAACUUUUGGAAUACUGUGGCGCAAAUUUUUGCAAUAGCCGAAAUCUUACCAACAUAACAGGAGACGGAAGCGUUGCUUCACCCUUGGCGCGACCUGAUGAAGAUAAAAUUCAAAUGUUGACGGGCAUCCUUCUCGGUUUCGCUUUACUUGCUUCAUUAAUUAUGGCUCUUUUGGUUGACCCUCUUUCCAGGUAUGGUGAAGAAGCGCGCCAAGGAAGUAGUACUGGAAAAACUGGAGUCGAAUUGCUACUCGCCACCUUUCAACAUAUGAAAAAUCCGUACCAAUUACUCAUUAUUCCAUUGACUCUUUGGUCAGGUUUCGAGCAAGCAUUCCUUACAGCUGAUUUCACCGCGGCGUACAUUUCGUGCUCAUGGGGAGUGCAGCAUGUCGGAUUCGUACUGAUCUGUUACGGUGCGGCUGACGCUGUCGGAUCCAUCACUUGCGGCUGGGUAGUCAAGCUAGUGGGGCGAAUACCGAUCUUCAUUUUUGGUGCACUGCUCAAUGCAGGAUUGAUCAUAGCCCUCUUUUUGUGGCCACCAAAUCCUGCUAACUCUGCAGUCUUUUUCGUCAUCGCAGCCUUUUGGGGUCUGGCGGAUUCCAUCUGGCAAACACAAAUCAACUCGUUCUACGGCGUCAUCUUUGCUGGAUCAGAAGAAGCAGCGUUUAGCAACUAUCGACUUUGGGAGAGUUUGGGCUUCGCAAUCGCAUUCGCGUACAGCUAUGCGUUGUGUGCUAACGCCAAACUUUGGGUACUUGUUGGAAUCCUCAUAGCCGGAAUGACUGGCUACUUUACAAUUGAAAUGAUAGAGAGCAAAAAGUUCAAAAAGACAAGAAAAGAAUAACCCCAAGCACAAAAAAGUUGCAAUCCUUAUGAACAUCAAUUCUACAGAAACUGGAUGAUAUGCUAUAGAAAUGUCAUGUAUUAUGUAAAUUAUCUUAAGGUGUGACAAACCAGGUAGAAUUGUAAAAAUCUACUUUUUUCUGAAAAAAUAAGAAAUAUAUAUGUAAAUGUACAUUCAUGGGCUAGUUGGCAACAUGACUUUGUUUCUUAAAAUGACUACUUUUUCCUACCUGUUGUAAGACAGCAUAAUGCCAUGUUUUUGCAUACAAUAAAAUAUAUCAUACUUA
Molecule: messenger RNA, 2106 nt
Organism: Daphnia carinata
Lineage: Eukaryota; Metazoa; Arthropoda; Branchiopoda; Diplostraca; Daphniidae
Product: protein unc-93 homolog A-like
Exons: 9
Coding region: 231-1820 (529 amino acids)
Biological process (GO): regulation of muscle contraction; regulation of potassium ion transport
Cellular component (GO): striated muscle dense body; plasma membrane
Molecular function (GO): potassium channel regulator activity
Source: RefSeq, a predicted model, not a curated record